Molecule: messenger RNA, 1228 nt
Organism: Phalaenopsis equestris
Lineage: Eukaryota; Viridiplantae; Streptophyta; Magnoliopsida; Asparagales; Orchidaceae
Product: F-box protein SKIP1-like
Exons: 2
Coding region: 80-1048 (322 amino acids)
Molecular function (GO): protein binding
Source: RefSeq, a predicted model, not a curated record
UUUACGGCACUCAAUGCAUAGAGGGUUCGGCAGAAGAUACGAUCCAGGGCCGGGGGGGGAAUGAAACAACCCUAAAUUCAUGGAGAAUGAAUCAAACGUGGCCACCGAUUGCUUUAAUAGCGAGCCGAAGGAAGUGGUAAUGGAGAUCCGAGACUGGUCGGAGCUGACCUCAGUGUGUCUAACGAACAUCUUCCAUAGGCUUAGCCUGGAGGAUCGAUGGCGAGGAGCUAUGUUGGCGUGCCGCUCAUGGUUUGAGGCGGCUAAGGAUCCCACGCUCUUUUCCUCCUUCGAUCUCGAGCCUGCCUUUGAUGCAGCCGGUGCCGGGCGUCCUGAUACGCCGUUCUGGUGGACGCCGGCGUUCCAGCGCCGGGUCGACGCUAUGCUCCGCUCGGUGUCGGAGUUCGGUGCAGGCGGGGUGCGCGAGAUCCGCGUCAGGCACUGUUCCGAUGCCUCCCUAAGCUUCGCAGCCGUAAGGUCGCCAAAUCUUCAAAUCCUUUCAGUAAAAAAUUCACAAAGUUUGACUGAUGCAUCAAUCUCCAUUGUUGCAUCUUACUGCUCUCUCAUUAGAGAACUGGAUAUCAGCAACUGCUACGAGAUAUCCUACAAAUCACUCGAAAUGAUUGGAAAAAACUGCCCCAAUCUUAUUAUUCUGAAACGAAACCUACUAAACUGGCUCGACCCUUCUCAGCACACUGGCAUAGUUCCAGAAGAAUACCUAAGAGCUUGCCCUCAAGACGGCGAUCAGGAAGCCGCUUCAAUCGCACAGUUCAUGCCUGGGCUGAAGCAUCUCGAGCUCCGUUUUUCGAAGCUCUCUAUCAAAGGUCUUGUUUGGAUUACAGAACGGUGCCGAGAUCUGGAACUACUCGACUUCUUUGGUUGCGCGAACUUGACGAGCCGGUCCCUGGAACUGGCUUCGGCCAAACUUGAGAAUCUUAAAACCUUAGUUAAGCCCAACUUUUACAUUCCCAGGUCUGUAUUCCAUGCGGAGAGAUAUGGGCAUUGGAGAUUGUAUGAUGAGAGGUUUCAGACCAAUGUUUUCCAGAUCUGAUACUGUCAACUUUGCCUGCAGGUUUGCAGAUUUAUCUAUUUUAAAUGUUCUUUGUAAAUAAUGUAACUACUAAGAAGUUUCUGUUGCUCUCUGUAAGGUGUAGCAUGCUUUCUUUACCCGCUGAAGUUGUAAAACACAUUUACAUUUGGUGAAUGAUGAUGUUGGUGUGGUUUUUGCUGA